Molecule: messenger RNA, 1533 nt
Organism: Pristis pectinata (smalltooth sawfish)
Lineage: Eukaryota; Metazoa; Chordata; Chondrichthyes; Rhinopristiformes; Pristidae
Product: inward rectifier potassium channel 16-like
Exons: 2
Coding region: 200-1417 (405 amino acids)
Biological process (GO): potassium ion import across plasma membrane; regulation of monoatomic ion transmembrane transport
Cellular component (GO): plasma membrane
Molecular function (GO): inward rectifier potassium channel activity
Source: RefSeq, a predicted model, not a curated record
CUUCGUUUAAGCUGCACCAUUUCCCUAACUCCACAAAGUUAAUCCGGAGGUUAGACGGGAAGUUGCGUGAAAGGUCACUCAUUUCCGGAAGACAUUUAACGUUUACAACAAGUGGAUUUAAAAGACUUAAAAUCCCAGAAAUUAACCCUGCAAUCAGCUGGAAGCAAGUCAGCAGACGUUCUUAACUGCAGGAUUUAAGAUGAAUUUUAUCAAUCUGAACUACCAAACCGUGUGCUCUGAGGAAGACCGCAAAAAGUUUUUUAAAAAUGGUUGUUACACGCAGGUGAACAAGAGGAGGUACAGAAAACGGUUCCUUCGCAAGGAUGGCAACUGCAACAUCCAUUUCAAGCGCGCAUUUGGUGAAUGGGAGAGUUACUUUUCUGAUAUCUUCACCACACUGAUAGAUCUCAAGUGGAGGCAAAUGUUUCUGAUCUUUUCCCUGUCCUACAUCCUGUCGUGGCUGUUCUUUGGUUUUGUUUUCUGGAUCACGGCUGUUGUCCACGGAGACAUUCAGAUGGAAGAGGAAGACCACACGCCCUGUGUGGACCAAGUUCACAGCUUCACCACUGCCUUCCUCUUUUCCAUUGAAACGCAGACCACCAUCGGUUAUGGAUCCCGCUGCGUGACCGAGGAGUGCCCCUUCGCUGUCUCUAUGGUCACUUUCCAAUCAGUGAUGAGCUGUUUGAUUAACACCUUUAUCAUUGGCACGGUGGUGGCCAAAAUGUCUAAGGCUAGGAAGAGAGCGCAGACCAUUGGGUUCAGCAACAACGCAGUGAUAACCCUGAGGAACGGGAAGCUCUGCAUGAUGUGGCGCAUUGGAGACUUCCGAGAAAGCCACAUCAUUGAAGGCACAGUCCGAGCUCAACUCCUCCGAUUUAAGGAGUAUGAUGACCACAAGUUGUCCAUGGAACACCAGGACUUGAACAUAGGCACAGGCAAUGUCAUCCUUAUUAGUCCUGUUACCAUAGUACAUGAAAUAAAUGAAGACAGCCCACUCUACAACCUUAGUCAGAAAGACUUGGCUGAAGAUGACUUUGAAGUCAUAGUUACCUUCGUCUACUCUGAGGACUCAACUGGAAAUACCCACCAGUCUCGGAGUUCCUACACACCUUUGGAGAUCCUAUGGGGUCACCGCUUCAAUGACAUUCUGAAAGACAAGGCAAGCCAUUAUAAAGUUAACUACUCCCAGUUUCACAAAACCCACGAGGUGGCCACACCUGACUGCAGCGCCAAAGCACUCUGUUCUGCACCAGAACACGCCGUCAAUGUGCUCACUGUGGCUGGAUUAGACAGCGAAGAUUCAAAGUACGAGAGUGCAAUCAUUCCCAGUGACGAUGGGGAGCAUGAAGCUGAACUGUAUGUGUACCAAAGGCCUGAGUUUGGAUUCAGGACCCUCUCCAUGGAGUCGGAAAUUUAACACCUGUCCUAAUGUUGGACGCUCUUGAACAUGCAAGAGGACUAAUGCAACAAUGAGAUCUUUGUUUAUUUAGGAAAUACACUCAAUGCAAACAGUUUAGGCCCCUUACACUUUUG